Messenger RNA from Saccoglossus kowalevskii, 4248 nucleotides. RefSeq names its product angiotensin-converting enzyme-like. NCBI's taxonomy places the organism in Eukaryota, Metazoa, Hemichordata, Enteropneusta, Harrimaniidae. Gene Ontology annotation, molecular function: metallopeptidase activity; peptidyl-dipeptidase activity. Gene Ontology annotation, cellular component: plasma membrane. Gene Ontology annotation, biological process: proteolysis. The record is from RefSeq and is a predicted model, not a curated record.
AUGCGUUAUCUACUGCUUUUCAGCGCAGCCCUGGUCGCUGUGCGUGCGCAAAUAGACUGCGGUGCACCCGCUGGGUCGGUUGCAGACGAAUCUAAGGCCGUGCUCUGGUUGAAUAAUACGUACAACCCCAAUGCAGAGAUCAUUUACUCAACCGCCAUUAGUGCGUCUUGGGACUAUGAGACUAACAUCACCGAGUACAACCAACAAGUGAUGUUAGAUGCUAUAUCCGUCGCUGGUGGUUUUGACAGGGACAUGCGAACGUGUGCUUUGGUAUUCGACAGAACUGAUUUCACAUUUGAUACAAACAGACGAUUAGAGAACCUCAUCUAUAUCGGUGCAGCGGCGCUGGAUGAUGAAAAGUUCGAUGAGUUUAACCAAAUAGUUGCUGACAUGUCGGCUAUUUACAACACUGGUGAGGUAUGUGACAAACCAGGGGAUCCAAAUCCAGAUGCAUGUUACCCAUUGGACCCAGAUCUGUAUGACGUAAUGGCCAAUAGUCGCAACUGGAGUGAACUGGUAUGGGCAUGGGAAGGAUGGCGUGAUACAUGUGGUCCUCCCAUGAAACCAAUGUACCCGAGAUAUGUUGAAUUAUCCAACGAAGCAGCUCUUCUGAACGACCAACCGGACAUGGGUGCCUUCUGGCGAUCCUGGUAUGAAAUGGAAGAUUUCGAGGCUGAAGUAAUGAGACUGUGGGACGAAGUGUUGCCUAUGUACGAGCAGUUACAUGCAUACGUACGAAGAAAGUUGAGCGGGGUUUAUGGAACAGAACACGUUAGUUUAACCGGAGCCAUCCCGGCACACAUCACCGGUAAUAUGUGGGCACAGGAUUGGAUGAGUAUCAGCGACAUCGUGUUACCAUUCCCUAAUGCUUCAUCCAUUGAUGUUACAGACGAAUUAAUUAACCAGGGUUACGAUGCUCUGCAGAUGUUCCAACUAUCAGAAGAUUUCUUUGUAUCCAUGGGAUUGAUUCCAUCGCCACAGAGUUUCUGGGAGGAUUCCAUGUUUGAAAAACCAGAUGAUGGACGAGAGGUCACGUGCCAUGCUUCAGCGUGGGAUUUUUUCAACAGGAAAGAUUUCAGAAUCAAGAUGUGUACACGUGUAAAUCACGAGGAUUUGAUCACCAUUCAUCACGAGAUGGGACACACUCAGUAUUACUACCAAUACGCACCACAGCCCGUUGAAUACCGCGAUGGCGCCAACAAUGGCUUCCACGAGGCGCUCGGUGACACCAUAUCUCUGUCUGUCCAGACACCGGAACAUCUCUACGAGGUUGGUUUACUACCGGAACUUGUCCAAGAUCAGGAGUCGGAUCUGAAUUACCUGAUGUCGAUGGCUUUGCAGAAAGUAGCUUUCCUGCCUUUCGGUUUACUCAUUGACCUCUGGAGAUGGGAAAUCUUUGACGGCACCAUUACUGAAUACAACUAUAAUGAAAGGUGGUGGCAUAUGAGAACUGGUAUUCAGGGUGUGGUGGAGCCAGUCAAACGUUCCGAUUUGGCGGGUGAUUUUGAUGCUGGCGCAAAAUACCACGUUCCGGCCGACGUUCCCUACAUCAGGUACUUCGUGAGUCACAUUUUGCAAUUUCAGUUCCACGAAGCCAUAUGCGAGGCUGCUGGCGAGUACCCUGCUAAACCACUGCACCAUUGCGACGUGUACGAGUCUCACGAAGCUGGUGAUCUUCUCGCGGAAAUGAUGAGGCCUGGUUCCAGUAUACCUUGGCAGGACGUCCUAGAAGCAAUGACCGGAUCACGUGACAUGAGUACGCUCCCGUUACAGGAAUUCUUCAAACCUUUGAUAACUUAUCUGACUGCCGAGAACACUAAGAACGACGAGUUCAUUGGCUGGGAUAUUAACUGGAAGCCACCGGAGACCCCUUGCAAACACCACUCUACCGCCGCUAUGUACGCCGUGAUGAAUGCUGCUGCCAUUGUCUUGGCAUGUCUCUCAAUGUCCGCGCUAAUCUCCGCUGAAGACGAGUUGAUAACAGAUGAAGGCGAAGCCAGAGAGUAUCUUGUUAUGUACAAUACCCUUGCGCAAGAAACGUAUUUCAAAUAUGUUACUACGUCCUGGAACUACGCCACGAACUUGACAGAUGUGAACAAGGAUAUAUUCGUUCAAGAAAGUCUGAAAUCCGCAGCAUUUGAUUUAGAGGCCCGUGCCAACGUGUCAAAGUUCGACUGGACUAAUUUUGACCCGGAUGUGAUGAGGCAGCUUCAGAAGAUCUACUACAUCGGAUCGUCUGCAUUGGAAGGGGACGAUUUGAUAGAAUAUGAAAACAUCCUAGCUGAUAUGGAGCAGAUAUACUCAACAGCGAAAGUGUGCGAAAGUGAAUCAAUUUGCAUACCCCUGGAUCCAGAUCUCACGAGACUAAUGGCAACCAGUCGUGACUAUGAUGAGUUGAAAUGGGCAUGGGAAGGUUGGCGUAGAGAAACUGGACCUGAAAUGAAAGAUAUGUACGAGAAUUUUGUGACUCUGGCGAAUAAAGCAGCAAAGGUUAAUGAUCAACCCGACAUGGGAGCCUACUGGCGGUCUUGGUACGAAGUAGAUGACUUGAAAGCCGACUCUAUGCGUCUCUGGGAACAACUUAGGCCAUUUUAUGAGCAGCUGCACGCAUACGUCAGGGGGAGACUUAGUGAACAUUAUGGGGAGUCGUUGGUUGAUCCCAAACGUCCCAUACCUGCACAUUUAUUAGGUAAUAUGUGGGCUCAGAGUUGGGGUAAUAUACUGGAUCUGGUUCUACCUUACCCUGGAAAGACUUCAAUUGAUGUCACGCCUGCUCUGGUGGAUCAGGGUUAUGACGCACUGCGCAUGUUCAAUAUAUCCGAGGAGUUCUUCACAUCUCUUGGUUUGAUCCCUUCGCCUCAAUCCUUCUGGGAUGACACCAUGUUCGUGAAACCGACGGAUGGUAGAGAUGUGGUCUGCCAUGCAUCGGCCUGGGAUUUCUACAACGCAAAAGAUAUAAGAAUCAAAAUGUGCACAUCAAUCAAUAUGGAAGAUCUGAUAACCAUUCACCAUGAAAUGGGACAUACACAAUAUUUCCUGCAAUAUAAAGAUCAACCGGUCGUGUAUCGCAGAGGAGCCAACCCAGGAUUCCAUGAAGCUGUUGGUGACUUACUUGCUCUGUCCGUAUCCACACCCGAUCACUUACAUCAAAUUGGUUUAUUAGAUACGGUUGAAGAUGAUGCCGAGGCCGACAUCAACUUUCUGAUGAGUAUGGCGUUGGAUAAGAUAGCUUUCUUGCCGUUUGGUUUGUUAAUGGAUCUCUGGAGGUGGGACGUGUUUGAAGGCCUCACGACCAAGGACUCGUACACGGAGGCGUGGUGGAAGCUAAGGAACGACAUUCAGGGAGUUGAGGCACCUGUUGAACGAAGUGACGAAGCUGGCCAUUUUGACCCAGGCGCCAAGUACCAUAUACCUGGCAACACGCCAUAUAUACGAUACUUCAUUAGUCAUGUGUUGCAGUUUCAAAUGCAUCGUUCUUUGUGCGAAACAGCUGGUAAUACCCGUUCCUUACACCAGUGUGACAUUUACAGAUCUAAGGAAGCUGGCAAAAAAUUAGGGGAUAUGUUAAAGCUUGGUUCAAGUAAAAAAUGGCCUGAGGCACUGGAAGCUAUAACAGGAAGCAGGGAGAUGGACGCCUCGGCCAUAGUUGAUUACUUCAAACCGCUGAUGACUUGGUUAGAAGAGAAGAACGAGGAAAAGGGAUAUGUUGUGGGAUGGAGUGACACAGGCUCUGUUAUAACAAUGAAUGAUAUCAAUGAAGAAUAUGUUUCCUUACUGAAUGAAAUGAUGUGGAUCCAGGUUCUAGCCAUCAUAAAAAAACAUCUAAAAAGUAUCAUAUGUGAAAACAUUGAAGAUGCUACAUUUGUUAAAUCACAUCGGGCAUACGAAAGUGAGAAAAUUGGGUCUAGUUAUGACAAGGUUGUCAACAUAGAAAAGCGUAUUGCUUGUGGAGUUGCUGAACGAAUGAAGACAACUGAUAAUACUGAUUUUCUAGAGAACACUGCAGAUGGUCAGAACACUCUUCAUGGUACAAUGCUGGUAAUCAGUCAAAACGAGGAGAUGGCACGAGAGUUAUAUGAAGCCGGUAAAGAGUUUACACCACCUUAUUCGGGAGAGUGGGAGCUUCAUCUUGGUGCUCUUGAAGUGCAAGUCAAGUACUACUUUGCUCAUGAUCUCCACAAGUAUGCCCGACUUGUGUCAGUAUAUUUUGCACAAAUGAAGCUGCUUAAGAAACCUGGAAUGCUCUGA